CCUGCAAUUCAUCAAGCACAAAGCGAAAACACCUGUAGAGGUGCAUGGUGCGUUUGUAGGGGCUUUAUUCAAAUCAUCUCCAUAUAAACUAUCAACAGUAAAAAUCAGAAAUGGAUUGCGUGACUCAGAUUCUGCUCUUCCUUGGAUUCAGCCUCCACUCUUGCUCUCACUUUCCCCCCCGUAAGUACUACUAUGUUAACUUGGCAAAGAACUGGACCGAUGCUCAGCUUUACUGCAGAGGGAAAUACUCUGACCUGGCGACCAUUGUAAGCAUGGAUGACAUAAGCAGGCUACAACCUGCUUUCACCUAUUCAUGGGCAUGGUUCGGACUGACAGAUGACCCAAAAUCCUGGAGGGAUAGCAUGGGCAAUGACUCCAACUCCUGGAGAUCAUCAGCGACUGGUGAAACGAGCAAAACUGGUUACCAGAACUGGGCUGUAAGCGAACCAUCAAGCACAAAUGGAAAUGAAGACUGUGUGGAAAUGUACCCUAAUGGACAAUGGAAUGAUGCGCCCUGUGGAGCACUCAACAGUUUUGUUUGUUACAAUGUUACAAACCAAAACACGAAAACCUACGUGUUCAUCUCAACUUUGAAAACGUGGACCAACGCCCGUGACUACUGCAGACAACACUACACAGACUUACCGAUGAUCGAGAACAAUGUAGAAAACAAUGCGGUCUAUUCUGCAAAACCAGCCACUGCUCAACUUUGGAUUGGUUUGUACCGAGUGCCGUGGACGUGGUCCGACAAAACCCAAAGCUCCUUCACACAGUGGCGAAGUAGUAGCCCAAAUAACAAUGGUGGUAACCAGUUCUGUAACACUGAGAAUCCUCUCCAUGAAUGGGACGAUGACACCUGUUCAAUCAAGUAUCCUUUCAUUUGUCAUCAAGUUUCAAAAGUGAAGACCACUGUGAGGAUGAAGUUCAAGACUAGAGCUGACAUAACAGAUCCAGCUACUAACUCCCAGAUCCUCCAACAGCUGGAUGCAGAGCUAAAAAGACGUGGAUGGACUGACUUCAAGCUGCAAUGGAAGAUUCAGCCCAAAAAACAGGAGGAAGAGAAACUCACAGAACCUACAUUUGGUUAACAUGUUUAAUAUCUUUUUUAUCUGCAAAACUAUUACAUGAUAUAAUGAUUUUGUUGUGUUGUUAAUUAAGUAAUUUGCCUAUAUAAUUACGCUUCAGCUAUUAGAAAAUACCACUAUCAUUAAUUGAGAUGAUUAGGUUUUUGGUUGUGUGCUGCACAUUGUCCUGUUGUUGAUAUUAAAGUUGUCCUGGCGCACAACCCCAAAAUGCAUCAACUAUUUUGAUAAUCCAUUAAUCAUUUCAAUAAUUUUCCAAUCAAAGAAGAACAUUACUUAGACCCAAAGUGAAGAUUAGCUGCUUUUCUCUGUCUUAUAUGUCCGCAAACUAAAUAUUUUGAAUUCUGGUCAUGACAAUUGAAUAGCCUACAUAAUCUUGGAUUUUUUUUUAUUUAUUUUUUUACUAUUUUAUGAAAUUGUAUAGUGCAAAUGGAAUAAUAAAAUAAUCAUUAUACAUAAAUAAGCCCUACAACAAAACGUUUGUGCUUUCAUGUACUACAGCCUGAUGAAAAAAUAAUUGAACUAUUUUAAGCGCUGUGUGAUUUUAUGUGUCUUCAACGAUGAGAAUGAGUGUGUUCCUCGUUUGCUGUUAUAGUUAGUGAGUACAGUUUGGCUGUGUCCCAUUCUCCUUUAUGGGAUUUUAUUAAGCCGCCUACACAUGAUACGCAAUUUGCUCUCUGCGCACCGCUAGGUAGG
This is a messenger RNA of Sander lucioperca (pikeperch), 1778 nucleotides long. Its product is annotated as macrophage mannose receptor 1-like. The coding region runs from base 111 to 1088 and encodes 325 amino acids. The record is from RefSeq and is a predicted model, not a curated record. The transcript is spliced from 6 exons. Lineage: Eukaryota; Metazoa; Chordata; Actinopteri; Perciformes; Percidae.